Messenger RNA from Zerene cesonia (dogface butterfly), 2817 nucleotides. It is a transcript of the gene cry2, whose product is annotated as cryptochrome-1-like. Bases 408 to 2708 code for a protein of 766 amino acids. Gene Ontology annotation, biological process: entrainment of circadian clock by photoperiod; circadian regulation of gene expression; negative regulation of DNA-templated transcription. Gene Ontology annotation, cellular component: nucleus; cytoplasm. The record is from RefSeq and is a predicted model, not a curated record. The transcript is spliced from 10 exons. NCBI's taxonomy places the organism in Eukaryota, Metazoa, Arthropoda, Insecta, Lepidoptera, Pieridae. Gene Ontology annotation, molecular function: DNA binding; FAD binding.
UUUGUCUUUCUUGUAUUUAUUUGAGAAUUUAUUGUAUCAACUUAAGUUUUCAAAUUACUUACGUCCUAGAAAAUAAGUGCUACCUUAUUAAUAAGUGACCUGUGAAAUAAGUGUAGAUUAAGGUCUGCUUGCUUUGAUAGAACGGGAAGUUGGACCUUGAAGUGAUCAUAAAAAUAAUGGUGUCUGUCAUAUUUAUAUGACUACAAAACAGUAUUGUUUAUAAAUUUUAUCUGGAAAUUGCAAUAAGGUUUUCUAGGAAGGAAGUGAUAAAAUAUAUAAUUCUUAAAUAUUCUAGAAGUAUCCUUUCUGAGUGAGAUAUUUGGAUUUGUUUGUAACUAUUGACUAGUCGAAGGCGAUAUAGGUGUACAUAUUAAAAUUACAAAGGCAGUAAUGUCGGUGACGUAGUUAUGUCAGCUGCUGCAGAGACGCUGCCGGCGUCUAGCUCCUGCAAUCCUGGUCCUACACCUACUUCGUCCACUCCCCCAAACCGACAGCCAGACAAACACACUGUUCAUUGGUUUCGAAAAGGUUUACGUCUCCACGAUAAUCCUGCUUUACGAGAAGGUUUACUUGACGCAGUCACUUUUCGUUGCGUUUUUAUAAUUGAUCCGUGGUUUGCAAGUUCGUCUAAUGUCGGUAUUAAUAAAUGGAGAUUUCUACUCCAAUGUCUGGAAGAUUUGGAUAAUAGCUUAAGGAAAUUAAAUUCGCGCCUGUUCGUGGUACGCGGACAGCCUGCAGAUGCGUUACCUAAACUAUUUCGCGAGUGGGGCACUACGGCACUCACUUUCGAAGAGGAUCCUGAGCCUUAUGGCAGGGUCCGAGAUCAUAAUAUUAUGACGAAAUGUCGCGAAGUCGGUAUAACCGUAAUUUCGCGCGUUUCCCACACUCUAUACAAACUUGAUCAAAUAAUUGAGAGAAACGGUGGAAAAGCACCAUUAACAUACCAUCAAUUCCAAGCUUUGAUUGCGAGCAUGCCCGCACCGCCUCCUGCAGAAGCAGCGAUUUCUAUACAAAGCCUAAAUGGCGCCACGACACCUCUUACAGUGGACCAUGAUGAUCGUUUUGGAGUACCAACUCUUGAAGAACUUGGAUUUGAAAUCGAAGGUCUAAAGCCACCAGUGUGGAUUGGUGGCGAAAAUGAAGCAUUAGCCAGAUUAGAGCGACAUUUAGAGAGGAAGGCAUGGGUAGCUUCAUUUGGUCGACCUAAAAUGACCCCACAAUCGUUGUUAGCCAGCCAAACGGGAUUGUCGCCCUAUUUAAGGUUUGGAUGUCUUUCGACGCGUCUAUUUUAUUAUCAGUUAACAGAACUCUAUAAGAGGAUAAAAAGAGUCCGCCCGCCCCUGUCUUUACAUGGCCAAAUAUUGUGGAGAGAAUUUUUUUAUUGUGCAGCAACUCGUAACCCCAAUUUUGACAGAAUGGUUGGAAACCCAAUAUGCGUUCAAAUUCCUUGGGAGAAAAAUCAAGAUGCCUUGGCAAAGUGGGCGAAUGGUCAAACUGGAUUUCCGUGGAUUGAUGCUAUUAUGAUUCAGCUUAGAGAAGAAGGCUGGAUCCACCAUUUGGCUAGACAUGCUGUUGCUUGUUUCCUAACUCGGGGCGACUUAUGGAUCUCAUGGGAAGAAGGGAUGAAGGUAUUUGAUGAGCUACUAUUAGAUGCAGAUUGGUCUGUGAAUGCAGGAAUGUGGAUGUGGUUAUCAUGUUCUUCCUUUUUUCAACAAUUUUUUCACUGCUACUGCCCAGUUAGAUUUGGACGUAAAACAGAUCCAAAUGGAGAUUUUAUAAGGAAAUAUAUUCCAGCGCUGAAGAACAUGCCAACUAGGUAUAUUCAUGAACCAUGGGUAGCACCAGAUUCCGUACAACAGGCAGCUUGUUGCAUAAUUGGCCGGGAUUAUCCACUACCUAUGGUGGACCACACAAAGGCGUCACAAAUUAAUAUUGAACGUAUAAAACAAGUUUAUGCACAACUGGCUAAAUAUAAACCACAAGAAACUCAAUUUUUUGUGAUUGCAGGUGUAAUAAAUCAAGUCAUUCAAAGACCAAAUAUUAUGCAAUCAUCACCUAGUCCCACAUCUAUAAUCACAAGUAUUAAUCAGUCAAAUUACUUGUGUAGUCAAAUAACGGAGGUGCAAAAUGUGACAACCCCAUCCACUCAAGCAUUGAAAGAAGAUGACAUAUUCAUUCGACCUAAUAAUGUAGACACAAAACAACCGUUGUUUAAGCAAGUUCUGCUGGUUCAACAACAAAAGGCUUCAAAAUUGGUACAGCAAUCAAGCUCCUGUACAGCACCCAAAGAGCAUUAUCUUAUGAAUGGUGAUCUCAAUAUUUACAAAAUCGGUAACCCUGAGGAUUUGCAAAAUGCUAAUAAAAUUGAGAAUUGUCACCAUAAAAAUCUCACACUGAAUAGACGCAACGACAAUUUUAAUAAAAACCUAAAUGAGUUCGAAAAGAAUUCAGAUACAAGUGGGACUUAUGCUCAAAACAUCAAAAUUGUAGAUUAUGAAAACGAAAAGCCGAAGUUAUUCAUGAUGGCCAAUGGUAUUGUGCCGCACAAUAAUCUAGAACAGAAUUACCUAAAUUCUUCCUUAAGAAAUGAGUAUAAUUCAGAAGACAAAAAAUCUAAAAGCAAAGGUGGCAAAAUUCAUCAUAUUGUUUUAAAUGACAGACAGUUUCUUGGGUUGCCAGAUAAAAAUACUGAGCAUAAUGAAAACUAGGUCUAAACUACAUAGUAUUUUUAUGUUGUGAUCUUAAACUUUAUUUAAGUUUUAAUUUAAUUGUGGAAAAUACAAUGUUUAUAAAUAUUCCUUUAAUAAAAUUAAGUAA